This is a messenger RNA of Vicia villosa (hairy vetch), 627 nucleotides long. RefSeq lists its product as uncharacterized. The record is from RefSeq and is a predicted model, not a curated record. Bases 1 to 627 code for a protein of 208 amino acids. The transcript has a single exon. NCBI's taxonomy places the organism in Eukaryota, Viridiplantae, Streptophyta, Magnoliopsida, Fabales, Fabaceae.
AUGCUUAUUCAAAAAGCGAGGAUUAAAUGGCUUAAUCAUGGAGAUAGUAAUAGCGAAUUCUUUCACCGUGUUAUGAAAGGUAGAAGGCGUCAUAAUCACAUUGGUUCUAUUUUAACUAGUUCGGAAAUUGUGGAUUCGGUUGAGGACGUCAAGGAGGAAGUGCAGAAUCAUUUUGCUUCUAAAUUCGUGGAAAUCAAUAGAGAUAGGCCUAUUCUUGAAGGAAUCAACUUGAAUAAGGUUUCUCAAUCAGAGAGGAUUUCUCUUGAAGCUCCUUUUUCGGAAGGAGAGAUUAGAGAAGAGAUUUGGGGGUUUGGGGGAGAUAAGAGUCCAAGUCACGAUGGUUAUUAUUUUUUCUUCAUAAAUAAAUGUUGGCCAUUUAUGAAGGAUGAUUUUGUUAGAUGCUUUUCGAGUUUUUACUUUAACGCAUCUUUAUCGAGGUCUUGCAUUUCCUCUUUUCUAUCUUUGAUUCCUAAGUCUUCUAGUCCCUUGGGGUUUAAUGAUUAUAAACCUAUUUGUCUUAUUGGUUGUAUUUACAAAGCCAUCUCUAAUAUUUUGGUGUCUAGAUUAAAGUUGGUUUUAAAUUCUAUUGUGUCCCAAUGUCAAAGUGCUUUCGCUCCGGGUAGGUAA